Molecule: messenger RNA, 456 nt
Organism: Kluyveromyces marxianus DMKU3-1042
Lineage: Eukaryota; Fungi; Ascomycota; Saccharomycetes; Saccharomycetales; Saccharomycetaceae
Exons: 1
Coding region: 1-456 (151 amino acids)
Source: RefSeq, a predicted model, not a curated record
AUGUUCAGGAAGAAGUAUGGUGUAGCUUUCUGCUUGUUUUCGGUAGUUGUUCUGUUUUUAGGGUUAACUACCAACUCGAAGCUAGCUGUAAUUACUUCAUCACAUGACAAAGCUGCUCACUUUAUCGCAUUUGGCGCCGAGACGAUGCUAUUUGUUGCUAUGUUUGAGCCACAGUAUAUAGAUUUACGGGAACUGGCUAGUAAGUUGCAUAUUCUAGGGAAGUGGGUUCCAGAAACUGUCUCAGACAGGCUUCGAGAGGCCUUUCUGGACAGAGAUGCUAGCAUCAGUAAAUACGUUUUAGCGUUUGUCGUGUGCUGUUUAGGAGCCAGCACGCUGAGCGAGUUUGCUCAAUUCUUCCUUUCGGGUGGAAAGAGGUCUUUUGAUGUGUUUGACAUGCUGUGUAAUGCCGCUGGGAGCACGGUUGGGCUUCUGGCGGCGUAUAAGAUGGAGCAUUGA